This is a messenger RNA of Lolium rigidum, 635 nucleotides long. RefSeq lists its product as uncharacterized. The transcript is spliced from 3 exons. NCBI's taxonomy places the organism in Eukaryota, Viridiplantae, Streptophyta, Magnoliopsida, Poales, Poaceae. The record is from RefSeq and is a predicted model, not a curated record. The coding region runs from base 1 to 444 and encodes 147 amino acids.
AUGGUUCGUACCAAGGUUGAAGAACUGCUUUUGGACUACGGACGUAAUUAUCCUCUGGGACCUCAGUACAAGCUUGGCGUCAUCUGCGGAAUGGCGUCGAAAUCAUGGUACUGCUUAGGCACAACAUGCUACCAUGUCAACUUUCUGGCGAGCACCCUUGUUGUUGUUCCAAAUGACGAUGCUACCACGUCACCCCCUCCAGAGUGCAAACUAUUCUUCUCCGAAUUCUGGACCAGAGCUGAUGACGGCUUUGAACCCUCAAAGAAGCCACCCGUCUGCUGCCCGAUUCAGGACUACCAUGCAUUCCCUGGUCGCUGCUUCAUCUGCGAGUGCGCUUUGGUACGGAUUGUGCAUCCCCCUUGUGGCAACUACUUCUUGCGCCAAGAGUACUCCACUGAUUCUCUAUGUGCCAUCGCGGAGCGUCAUGCAGAAUUUGGUGAGUAGGGUAUAUGUGGUCAACACUGAUCUUGGUGAGUAGGAUGCAAGUGGUCGUGGAAAGGGUAUAUAUGUUUGUGUGGUUGGCUUCUAGGCUGAGGAUAGUUUCAUGGUGUCGGUUGUAACGUUUGUCAUAGUUGUUAUCCGUGUUCUCCUCUUGAGUGGUCGGGUGUUCACCAAAUGCUCUUCUAGGCUAGCUU